CAGAGCUCUCCCACGCAUUCUGCUCUCAUGUGCCAUGAGCAGCUCAGGAAGUUCUUGCGGCUCCUUCUCGCCACGGAUUCUUGCCGUGCUCGCUUCGCCCCGCUCUUAGUUGUACACAAGCGAACAACUCGUUCGCCACGCCGCGUUCCUCCCCGACAAGAUGAAUCUCUCCCUCCUAAGCUUCUUGGCAAAGCGUGUCCCUUUUACUGCUCUUACUCGACAGCGUCGCGUCGCGCCGCGUCGCAUUCGUUUCGCCUCCGUUUUAGUAGGUCCCUCAGUCACUAUGAACUACUACCGCAUAAAACAAAAAAAUCCUAUUUAUUUUAGGAAAAUAUCCAGCCACUGAAGUGCCUGAAACUAGACAAGACAGAAUCAAAUCCUGGGGAGCACGCCACCUCUUGAAACCCCUCUCGUUAGAAGCACGUCACGUUCCCUGCUCGAGCAACCGAAAGAUUUUGAAAGUAGUAGUAGUAGUAAUAGUUGGUUAUUUUUUUCAUUCUUCCGGGAAGUUAAACGCAGCCGGGAUAUCAUUGGCGGAGCCUUGCGCGGUAGCCGCCGUAAUGGAUCGUGAUCGCGAUCGCGCAAGCCGCCGCCGUCAGCUUGGCGCGCUGUUCCUGCUGACGAGCCUCGCGGCGGCGUUAACGGGUGUGGGCUGUGUGAAUCUCGCCAACUCCCAAGCGCGCGCUCUUAUGGUGUGCCAGCAGGUGUGGGGGCGGAGGUUUCGCGGGUGGCGGGUUGGGGGGGACUGCACCGAUGCAGCUUACAUCAGCUGCAACGCGCAAGGCAUGGUGACCAGCAUGGAUAUUCAGCAGAGUGAGUUAGCCGGGCCCAUUCCAACAACGAUUGGCCAACUGAGCGGCCUAAAAUACCUGGAUCUGAGUGAGAACAACUUGACCGGGCCAAUUCCGCGGGCCAUUGGGCAACUGAGAAACCUGGAGCUGCUAACCCUUUGGAAGAACAAUCUAAGCGGCACCAUACCAGUAGCAGUGACCGGGCUUCAGAGGCUGAGCUACCUGGACCUAAGUGAGAACAAAUUAACCGGGCCCAUCCCAUGGGCUAUCGGCAGCAUGAGCAGCCUGCAAUUCCUAACCCUCUGGCAGAAUGAGAUAACUGGCGGGAUACCAGCGACAAUUGGCAAGCUCCUAGACCUCACCUAUGUCGACCUGGGUGAGAACAGUUUAACCGGGCCCAUUCCAUCGACUAUCGGCAGCAUGAGCAGCCUGAAGUCUCUGGCACUUUGGCACAACAGGUUAAGUGGGUCGAUACCAGCAACAUUGGGCAGACUAGUAGACCUCAGCUAUUUGGAUUUAAGUGUGAACAACUUAAGCAGCUCCAUUCCUUCUACUAUUGGCGGCAUGAGCAGCUUGAAGUUCCUGUCCGUAUCAUGGGCCAUGACAUGGCCAGUACUUCUUGAGUACCUCACUCACUUGAGGACCUGUAUUCUAAUGCAUUGUCUGGAACCAUCCCAGAAACCAUUGAAAAACUUACCCAUCUGACAAGAUUAGUCCUUCAAUACAACAAGCUGUCGGGCUCCAUUCCCGAUUCCAUCAGCAGGCUUUCAAAGCUCAAGGAACUUAAUGUUUCGCACAAUAGCCUUGUUGGACUGCUCCCUCCAGCGGUUGGCAGCCUUAUCGGGCUUUCAUACUUGAACGUAACUGGAACGGCAGUCACAUGCCCACCGGACUUCAGCAGCUGUGUGGUCAAGCAGAAAGGUUCAAGUGCUUUUUGCAAGAUUUGUGCCGCCUUCUGCACCUCUUGCAUCAAGCCAAAGCCCUCCUCAACGGAGGCCGUAAACACAACCACCAACAGCAGCAGCAGCAGCAGCAGCGGCGGCGGCGGCGGCGGCGUUAGCAGCAGCCAGCCCGUGUCAUCGGCGUCUGGGAGUGGAAGCGACCUUUCAGUGGGAGCCAUCGCAGGCAUCGCUGUUGCUGCUGUCACUGUGCUCCUCCUGCUCUGCGCUGCUGUUCUGCUCUGCCUCAUGCACGUCAGGCGGAAGAACUCCAAGGACCUGUUUGACAGCAUCGCAGCCUCUUCUUGCACGGAGUUUUCUCUCAAGGAAGUCGCAGCGGCCACCAAUCACUGGGCCAAGGCCAACCGCCUGGGCUCGGGCGCCUUUGGGGAUGUGUACAAGGGCGUGUGUCCUCGGGACGGCGCCACAGUGUGGGCUGUGAAGCGGGCGCGACUGAUCAACGUGGACUUUCAAAGGGAGGUGCAGCAGAUGGCUGGCAAGAACCAUCCCAACAUCGUGCGGCUGCUGGGGUUUGUGGUCGGGGGGAGCAUGAGGACACGGCCGGAGCAAAUCCUCGUCUACGAGUUUGUGCCCAACGGUGACCUCCAGCAUUGGAUCCACUCAGACACCCCCCUUUCUCUGAGCCUGCAGCAGCGGCUGGACAUCCUCAUUGGAGCUGCGCACGGGCUGGCGUACCUGCACAGCUUUGGCAUCGUGCAUCGCGACAUCAAGCCCGCCAACAUCCUCAUCACUUCCACCAUGCAGGCCAAGAUUGCAGACUUUGGGCUGGUGAGAAUGGAAGAGGGCACCACUGUGGCCUCCACUCGAGUGAUGGGAACACCAGGCUAUGUGGAUCUCAUCUACCUUAAGACAUCCAAGGCAACCACUGCCACAGACGUCUACAGCUUUGGAGUGCUGAUGCUGGUGGUGCUCUCUGGACGCAAUCCGGAUUUCGAGCUCGGCAAGGAGAGAUGCCACAUCUUAUCAUGGGCGGUAAGCUGCCUCGCCUCCGGCAAAACAAUCUCACUCAAAGACCCCCGCAUGGAUGCCCCUCUGGAUGCUGUUCAGCGCUGGGCUGAACUGGCAGUCAGGUGCACCGUGCAGUGCUCUGCGAGCCGCCCAAGCAUGGAAGAUGUUGCAAGCGAGCUGAUGAGCCUGAGGGUUGAUGUGGUGGGAAAGGAGGAGCUGGUUGCCGCAGUGAGGGUGGAUGAAGAGGUGCUGGAGAUGAGGUGUGUGAGUGAAACGGAGACUGAUUUGGACACUGAGCUGCUUUCGCUGGCCAGCUUUCUGAAUGAAGAUCUCACUGAUGCUGCUACUACCCCGAGCACCACAGCAGCGUAGGCUCUGUGGCAUGGGGUUGGAAGCGUAGUCGCAGACUGGAGCUGCUUUCCCUUGAUAGUUGUUUGAAUGGGGACUGUGUUCGAGUCGACUCAACAGAAGGUGGAUGCGGAGCAGGGCUUCAGAUUGGAUUUUGAGGGGCUGUUGGCUCAGGGUGCCCCCAGAAGGAGCCCCCGUUUUUCAGGGUCCGGUUUUGGAAGUUGCAAUUUUUUUCAGGGUAAAAAUUUUCAAAGGCUGAAAAAUCAGGACUCAAAAUUUUCAGAGCUGAGAUGAUGGGUUGAACCUUGACGAUUUUUUUAGGGUGGGUAGGAUUUUAACCUAGCACAUUAUGUUAGACAUGGCAUGUUUUGUCAUACAAAAAAAAAAAAACCUGACUCAU
Closterium sp. NIES-67 is the source of this 3446-nucleotide messenger RNA. The record is from the annotation of a GenBank genome assembly. NCBI's taxonomy places the organism in Eukaryota, Viridiplantae, Streptophyta, Zygnematophyceae, Desmidiales, Closteriaceae.